Messenger RNA from Seriola aureovittata, 5987 nucleotides. RefSeq lists its product as uncharacterized. The transcript is spliced from 12 exons. Lineage: Eukaryota; Metazoa; Chordata; Actinopteri; Carangiformes; Carangidae. The record is from RefSeq and is a predicted model, not a curated record. The coding region runs from base 2849 to 4741 and encodes 630 amino acids. Gene Ontology annotation, biological process: cilium assembly; protein dephosphorylation. Gene Ontology annotation, molecular function: protein tyrosine/serine/threonine phosphatase activity.
UUGGGCAGUGCUGAGUUUGUUGUACCAACUGAUGGCAAAUACUGUAUUAUAUUCUACCCCUUUUGAAACACAAAAACAUACCUGCCCAUCGAUUUAUUUGGGUAUACAUUCCAACCUUUGCUUGCAGAUGCUGGAGCUGCCACUCUUGAAAAUUAUUGGCUAAAAAUAUUUUACAAAAAAAGCUCUGAAUAAAUCCAGUGUUUAAAAAAAAAAAAAAAAAAAAAAUGCUUGUUUUGGUCUCCACUCAUUGACAAUAAGCAGUUCUCAUCUUACCUGGACUUGAAGCUUUAACCCAGUCAGAUAUUAUGAAAACAUUUUCUGACUACUUUAUUCACAGAAGGUGAAAACAAAUCGCACUUUCCUAAUUUUCACAUUUUGUUUCAUAACUCAGUAAAACACUCAGCUUGCACACUUUUAUCAGGAACUGCGGUUGACAAGAGGAAGUGGGUUGUACAGCGAUAAACUCUGUUUAGGCUUGUUACAGAUGUGUCCUUGAUAUGUCUUUGGUUAAGUACCACUCACUUUGAAACCACUACACUUCCUACCACAUAUUACAUCAUUAAUAUAUCUUUGUCUAAGCUAUCUGUACAGCAAACUAUACUGCUUCUGCUGUCAUGUUGAAAAUAUCCCCUGGCAGGCAAGCUUAUUUUGAAUAAUAACUGAAAGGUCAUAGGCGUACAUAAGCUGUUGUGUCUCUCUUACAGCUGUAAACUAACAAGCGGUGAGUUCAAAGCAAUACAUCAGAAAUGCCAAUCAAUGCUAUGUUAGAGCAGGAUACUGAGUCUAUACGAACUGCACUGCAGUUGACCUUUAUUCUGACCACUAAUGACACUGAAAGACACCUGGCAGAAAAAUGCAGAGCGAACAUGUUGGCAUGUUGCUCUAAUUUGCUCUGUGUAAUUCUACUACAUGUUAAAAGUCAGUAAAUGGUUAUUUACUAACUUUAGAGGCUGUUGGCUUUUUAAGACAAUAGAAAGAAAACUAAAAAACUUUGCUUUUUAAUUAACAUCAAAGUUAAGAGCCAAGGCCACACAUGCACACAGACAUUCAGAAUAACACCCUAAUGGCUUCUGCACAGAUGUAGAGUGAAUUAAUGAAAGACAUCAAUUCUGUAUAAGGCCAUAAGGAAGAUAUCAUUUUAACCAAGGGGGGAAAAUUGUCAAAAUAAAGCACUGCUAAAUCUUAAAGAAAAAUUUCCCCUGUCGGUCAGGUUGGAGGAUAUGUGGAAUACCUUAAAAUAAGAUUAAAUGAUCUGGGAGACGUUGCUCUCUGAAGUGUGAGAGAAAAUGCACAUGAUACACAGUAUCAAAGUGUAAGAAGCUAAUGCUGCCAAUCAUGUAUGAAUAUGUUGCAAGCAUGAUAAAACAUCUUAUGUAGGAGGAAAACCUAUUGAUGAAUGGAUGUAAAAAAUGUGUUCACCUUUACUAUGUGUAUAAACAGACACUUCCUCUGUGGCCAAAACUCACCAUGACGAUAACCAGGCCGUGGCAUAAUUGUCACAGGAUUUGAUUGGUCCUUUCUGUCCUGAUAGAGUGAUGCAUUAACAACACCAGACUUAGAUUGAUUUCAUAUGCAAAGCACUGUUAGACUUGUUUAAUAUUUCCUGUUGCAAAACCAUUUUAUUCAACAUUGAUAUAGUUUUAUGCUCCAAUAAUCUCUGAAUUACUCUUAUAAUGUGAAACGCCAAAUUAUAUUCAGACUGCAAAAAAAAAAAAGAGAAAAAAAAAGCAUUUCUAAAUUGUCUUUACUACAAAACAUAAAACAUCUUUUGCUUCUUAGCAUGGAUAUUAGAUAACAUUAUGCAGGUCACACCUGGGGAUGCUUACCAUGGAACCCCACUCUGUCUGCCCUAAAAUGUGUAGCCAUAUACUUUUCUCUUAUAAAUGUGAAGACACAAUCUUUAUUUUUAUUGAAAUAACAGUUUCACCCUGAGAUAGACGCCAAUCGUCAUCAUGCUGUUCCCAUUGCUGCACUGCAGGGGGGGAUAUGUCCAGAGCCAGUUCCAUGUGUGUUAGUUUUUUGUCACUUUUGGUCAUUAAGAUGAAGACUUUCUACCAACAUUAAAAUUCAGAGAAAUACGCUUUUUAAAAUGAUUUCUCAACAGCUGCUUCUUUCAAAGUCAUCAUUCCACUCAUCUACAGUAGUAUCGUUUAAAUCUGUUCAGAUAUUAGGAAGUGAGAGAUCAAGACCAGGAUAGAUGAACAACCAUACAUUGUUCUUGCAGAGUAAACACAAACCCUAUUGGUGUUUAUUAACAGUAGUAAAAUCAUGUAUAAAGCUUUAGCAGGCACCAGCUAAUUAGGGCAUUCAUACACAGUGUUUACAAGUGAAGGUAUAAGCAUUAUAUAAUAGGCUUGCCAUCAUGUGUGAAUGUCUGUUCUAAUGUAUUUAUGACAGCUAAUCAGGCUUAGCAAAGCUGGGUCAGCACAGUUUUGUUAGUAUGUGUAUCUGUAAGCAGCAGAGUGGGUCACCAUUGAGGAGCACAUGUGUGUUCUGCUGCUUUCAUCACCUUUUUCCUUCUCUUCCCUGCACUCUUAGUUUAUGAAAACAUAUUCAUGGGAUUUAUAACUUCACUGUGCAACAUAAUCAGAAAGGUAAGGCUUUUUUUUUUUUUUAAAUCCUUCAUUUUAUCCGGCUCAAUAUAUUUUCCAGACACAACUAGACACACAAGUACCAAAAUUGUCAGUUUAACAAGGUGUAUCUUUGUCAAAGGCCCUUUAUUAGUGGCCUGCAGUACCUCAUUAAUUUCAACAUGAAAAGAAGGUGAUAUGAGGCUAGUUGGGGCAUAAUCCUUUAUAUCUACAGUGGGAUAGUGAAGGCUGAUCUUGGGGGUUUCCUCUGGUGCAGAAUGAUGCCGACGUUGAACCCGCACAUACCAGUACCACAACCUUCCUAUUCCCAGGCCAGAGAGAACCUGGUGAAGGCUAUCCCACCCAGACUCCUGUGUCUGCUUGCUUGUGGAGGAGUAGACUGUCGCUAUGAAGGACCAGAGUGCUGGAAGUUAAACCAACAGGUUAUUCGAGGCCUUUUCUCCUCCUGGGUGACAGAUGACGUAAUUGCCAUGGCACGACCAUCCAACCAUUUAAUUGAGAAGUACAACAUCAUAGAUCAGUUUCGAAGGCUGAACAUCAGAUCGGUCAUCAACAUGCAGUUCCCAGGAGAGCACGCUCACUGUGGACCUCCCCUAGACUCUGAAAGUGGAUUUACUUACUCUCCACAGAUCUUCAUGGACAAUGACAUUUACUUUUACAACUUUGCGAUGCCGGAUUUUGGUGUGUCCUCUCUCGUUGGCAUAAUUGAUGGGGUGAAGGUUUUGGCCUUCGCAGUGAGGGAAGGAAGAGUGGCUGUGCACUGCCAUGCAGGCUUGGGCAGGACAGGCGUGCUGAUAGCCUGUUACUUGAUCUACACCCUGCGCAUUAGCCCAAGUGAGGCCGUCCACUACGUGCGGAUUAAACGGCCUCGCUCUAUCCAAACCCGGGCACAGAUCAGCCAGGUGUUUGACUUUGCUCGUUUGCUUGGUACACAGCUGGUCCAAUACCCCGACCUCAGCCUGCGGCAUGGAGCCCCUUUCACCCUGCAGCACUAUCUAAACCGUCAGGCUCUACUGCUGCAUGGCCAGGAAGCACGCACCCUCAGACAAACACCAAAGGUGGUGUACCUCCUGUGUGUGCGUAUUUCCUGCUUAGCCCUGGGUCUCCCUGCUCCACCCGAGGUCCAUGCUGAGCUGGAAAAGAGGUCAGCACUGAGGACCCUGAGCAGGACUGUGAGGGAGACUCUGGUGGCCAAACAGUACUUGCCCUUGCUAAGGGAGGGCCAUAAGGGCUCAUGGGUGAGCUCAGGGUCCGUGUUCUCCUGGGAUGAGCCGCUGGGAUUCUUGGAGAGGAAGAGAGAGGUCCUGCUGGACAAACGCAGCUACAGUGACUCUGACCUCAGCAAGAUCACAGUAAAUGAGGAUCUGGAGCCGAGUCCACACUGCACCCCAGCUUUUGGAAAUGAGAGACACUGGUGUGUGGAGGAUCUCAUACGACCUGAUCUGAGACCAGUUAGUCCGAUCUUUGCCACCCUUUCACAAGGUCGUAAGACCUCCAAAAAGGAGUCACAUGCACUCAACAUCCCGGUUUCCAGCAUGAAAACAAGCAACAACUGUGAUGAGAGUUUGAAAUGUGCAGCGAAAAAGGUGCUUCCCAAAUACAGCUCCAACAUUGAGUUGUGCAGAAAUCCAGAUAAUCCAUGCCCGACCUCAGGGGCCCGUGCUGUUGCUAAGGCAAUGGCAGAACAAGGUCCUCCAGGAGAAACCAUACUGCAAAGGUCGGCUCUGCUGCAGGAGGAGCUGAACAGUAGUGACUGUGGAUGGGCUCUGAUGGUCACUGAGUCAGAUCCUCAUGUUCUCAGUUGUCUUUUGUGGACCUGGCUGGAGAAGUUAAGGGAGCCUGUUCUGAGUUCAGAGGAUGUAGACAGGUUGUGUAUUGGAGCCAAAAACAGGAAACCUCUCAGUGUGCUCAAGAAGCCACAAAAACACACCAUCUAUUGUCUGUUGAGCUGUGUGGGUACAGUGACCAGCCUGUGUCCACACAGAGAGGAUGCAGUGCUACAACGGCUGAUUCGAGCACUUACAAGGCGCCCCCAAGAGGAAAUGGGAAACCUUGCAACUUUGAUGAAGCUCCUGAAGUCCAGUUUGAGAGAAACCUUCCACAACUGCAGAUACCUCAUGAGGGGCUGCAGCACCAAUGCUACACUAUGAAGAAAAAUCCAUAUUAGAACAACAAUUUUCACAGCAGUUUUCUUUUUAAAAAAAUGUCAGUAUUUCAUCCAGGACACCUGAUUGUGGACAAAGUCAGGAGGUGUAAUUUUCAUGGUCGACAUUUUUGACAUGUCACAGGAAAGGCUCAGGUGUAAAGAUGAAUUAUAUUUAGCUGCUUCAGUGUCAGGCUGCUCAUCACUGUCACACUCGCCAUGACCCACUGGGACACUGAGAACAGAAUGGAACCAAGAUCAAUGUUAAUAGAAAUACCUUAGUAAGAUGUUUCCUAUUGUAACAGGUUAACAUGUCUGCUGUGAAAAGGCUGAUAAGGACCAGUCUUAACCUUUUUGCAGCCCUAGGUGAGGGAAUCCCCAUAUGCAUCUUACUGUUACCACCUAAUUAAAUCUUCGUAUUUACAAAAUGAACACACAACAAGAACACAGUGGAUUUAGAUUCAAAACCAGCUGGCUUUAUAUUUUUAGAUACAUCAAAUAAAUAGCUAACUUUGCUAAAAUGUAAAUAAUGAUAAAUAAUAAUUACUAUGAUAUAAUAACGAUAAUUAUAAUAUGAAUUCCUCUCUCUGGCAUGCCGGUGACAGUCAGAGCCAGAAGCAUAAAUCACAAUCAAUCAUCAUCAGUUGCUCAUAUUUUGACAUACUAAACCACUCAUAAGGCUCAAUGCAUGCAUGAAAAUGUAAUGGAGCAUAAGAUGACUGUUCAUUUCAAGCAUAUACAAAGUUUUUUCAUUAAGUCUUGGCUGAUUAAGAAUUUGUUUUUACAUUCAUAUAAUUUUGAGCAUUCAUUGCCCUUAAUGAACAGUAGGUACAACUAUUAAACUUGUGUGUUUACAGAUUAAGACUCAGAUCCAACCCCCUCAUAUUUGAACAUUAAUGUAUCCUUGAAACCACGAUCAAACAGCCUAUGAGCUAUGAAAAAAAGAAAGAAGAAAAAGAAAAAAAAAAUCAGGUGUAUGCAAAUGGUGGGACCUUUGGCCUAAUCCACCUAUGGCAUGGGGCACUUCUGCAUAUUGUCAUGGAACAGUUGUUAAACAUGAGAUAAAGCCCCCAAAUUAGAAUUUGAGACACAAUACAAUGUUUUAUUGUAAUGUAUAUUGUUGAAUGUCUACUUUAAAUAGUAGGUAAUCUACUGUACCUUAGUACAAUCAGAUUAAAUCUAACCGAACUGUCACAGUGGGACCCUCUGGCCUGUUACAGCCUUUUAUACCUAAUAAAUCAUUUACACCAUCU